This is a messenger RNA of Impatiens glandulifera, 461 nucleotides long. RefSeq lists its product as uncharacterized. NCBI's taxonomy places the organism in Eukaryota, Viridiplantae, Streptophyta, Magnoliopsida, Ericales, Balsaminaceae. The coding region runs from base 155 to 331 and encodes 58 amino acids. The transcript is spliced from 3 exons. The record is from RefSeq and is a predicted model, not a curated record.
UCCCUAAUUUCUUCGUUCUCAUUUCUCUCCGUCUUCUUCUUCAUCACAAAUCACUCUGUUUCCUAGUCGAGCUGCUAGCAUUAGUCAAGAUCUUUCAGAUUGAAAGUAAGAAGGGCGACACCUCGAUCUUGAAUUUCACCGAAGGGAGUUAGAAAUGAGCAGGGGACUUAUUACCGACAAAUGGUCCAUGAGGAUUCUCUGGGCUUGUGCUGUUGGAAGUGCAAUCAGUUUCUUUAUGGUGGCGCAAGAAAGACAACUGCAGAAUAGGGAUAAAAUGUUGGCUGAUUCUCUUAAUGAAGCAGAUGGAGGCACUGGUGGUGAAAAAAUGUAAUCAAACAAGAUGCUUUAAUGCUAUCUCUUUUGUUUUGUUUCCUUGGUUUUGGCUGCCUUUCAAUGUAGCAUCAAUGAUUUGGAACCCUAUUGCUUUUGCUAUAUACAAUAAGUCGAUGAAUCUUAAACAU